CAUAAAAGAAAAGGAGAGGAAAAGGAACGAGACCCUUCCUCUUCUACCAUGUCCAAACACAUUAUAUUUUUCCUCUCUGAGCCAUGAUUAUAACACAAAAUUAUUAGAUAAGACUAGACACAUGCAUGUAUAAAAAGGAUCAAGAAAAGGAUGGGCGUGGAUUACUACAAGAUAUUACAGGUUGAUAAAAAUGCAACCGAAGAAGAUUUGAAGAAAUCUUAUAGAAAACUUGCUAUGAAAUGGCACCCUGACAAGAACCGUAACAAACAAAAUGAUGCUGAAUCCAAAUUUAAACAAAUCACCGAAGCCUAUGAGGUUCUGAGUGAUCCUCAAAAGAGAGCGGUGUAUGAUCAAUAUGGUGAAGAAGGGCUAAAAGGACAAGUGCCGCAAUCAGGUAGCGGAGGAGGGCCUGGUGGAGCAGCGUUUUAUCAAUCAGGGGACGGGCCAAAUGUGUUUAGAUUCAAUCCUAGAAAUGCUAAUGACAUAUUUGCCGAGUUUUUUGGUAACUCGAAUCCAUUUGGAAGUAUGGGAGGCAUGGGAGGUAUGGGAGGAGGGGGUAUGGGGGGGAUGGGUGGUAUGGGAGGUAUGGGGGGUCCUGCCUCUAUGAGGAGCGGAAGUUCAAGAUUUUCGGGUGGAAUGUUUGGCGAUGAUAUGUUUAAUUCAUUUGGAGGUAGUAGACCAAUGAGUUCAGGCCCUCGGAAGGCUCCUCCAGUUGAGAAUAGGUUGCCUUGUAGCCUAGAAGAACUUUUCAAGGGAACAACCAAAAAGAUGAAGAUCUCAAGGGAAAUAGCUGAUGCUAGCGGAAAGACCUUGCCGGUAGAAGAGAUUCUGACAUUAGACAUAAAACCUGGUUGGAAACGUGGGACAAAAAUCACUUUCCCGGAGAAGGGUAAUGAGCUGCCAAAUGUUGUCCCCGCGGAUGUCAUAUUUGUAGUCGACGAGAAACCACACAGUGUGUUUACAAGAGAAGGUAACGAUCUGGUAUGCACACACAAAAUAUCGCUUGCAGAAUCAUUAACUGGCUACACGGUCCAUGUCAACACAUUGGAUGGGAGAAAACUGACAAUCCCUGUCAACAAUGUGAUUCAUCCAUCUUAUGAAGAGGUGGUUCCGAAUGAAGGAAUGCCUAUACCUAAAAAUCCUUCAAGAAGGGGAAAUUUGCGGAUAAAGUUUAACAUUAAAUUCCCGGCAAAGUUAACAGCUGAACAGAAGUCUGGAAUCAAGAGACUGCUUAAUUAGUGAGUUGGAUGUUUCAUGGAAUGAUACACCAGACCGCUUGUGAAUUUUUAGUUUGAUAACAGGUAGGAAAUCAUCUUCAUCAAUGGAAAAUUUGACGAUGAAGCAACGUAGCUUAGCAUUGGCUUAGAAUCAUGUACACAUUCAAGAAUAUUAUUGACAGAACUGAUGGACCAUUGGUCGUGUUGAUUUUAUUCAAGAAUCAUAAUCCCGCAUUUUGAUUUUUGGAAAAAAAUCCUAGACCGUGUUGUAUUUAUGUGUGAAAAUCACUAUAAAACGUAUAAAACGUAACAUGAUAUGACGUUUUAAGAGUAAAACGCUCUCAAAACACUAGAUCGUGUAUUUAGCAUUUU
Molecule: messenger RNA, 1589 nt
Organism: Daucus carota subsp. sativus
Lineage: Eukaryota; Viridiplantae; Streptophyta; Magnoliopsida; Apiales; Apiaceae
Exons: 3
Coding region: 151-1239 (362 amino acids)
Cellular component (GO): cytosol
Molecular function (GO): protein-folding chaperone binding
Source: RefSeq, a predicted model, not a curated record